This is a messenger RNA of Salvelinus namaycush (lake trout), 1512 nucleotides long. Its product is annotated as palmitoyltransferase ZDHHC14-like. The coding region runs from base 1 to 1491 and encodes 496 amino acids. Gene Ontology annotation, cellular component: endoplasmic reticulum; Golgi apparatus. Lineage: Eukaryota; Metazoa; Chordata; Actinopteri; Salmoniformes; Salmonidae. Gene Ontology annotation, biological process: peptidyl-L-cysteine S-palmitoylation; protein targeting to membrane. The transcript has 9 exons. Gene Ontology annotation, molecular function: protein-cysteine S-palmitoyltransferase activity. The record is from RefSeq and is a predicted model, not a curated record.
AUGUAUGUCGGACUUGAUGAGCCCGUGCGGGAAUGCCAGUAUAAUCAGAUCUGCACGCGCAACUCGUUACCUAUGGAGACCUUAGGGCACAAAAAGAAGAAGAAUCCCCGAAGGAAGUGGCAGGUCUUUCCCGGUCGAAAUAGAUUCUACUGUAAUGGAAGGGUCAUGAUGGCGAGGCAGACCGGGGUCUUCUACCUAACCCUAGUCCUCAUCAUGGUCACCAGCGGGCUUUUCUUCGCGUUCGACUGUCCGUUCCUGGCGUCCAACCUGACCCCAGCUAUCCCAGUGAUUGGAGGGGUGUUGUUUCUCUUUGUGCUGGGGAUGCUCUUCAGGGCCAGCUUCAGUGACCCGGGGGUCCUGCCCCGCGCCACGCCCGACGAGGCUGCCGACCUGGAGAGACAAAUAGACGCGGCUAACGGCCCCAGUGGUCCAGGGUACAGGCCGCCCCCGAGGACCAGAGAGGUGGUCAUCAACGGGCAGAUGGUGAAGCUCAAGUACUGCUUCACCUGCAAGAUCUUCAGGCCCCCACGGGCCUCGCACUGCAGCUUGUGUGACAACUGUGUGGAGCGUUUUGAUCACCACUGUCCCUGGGUGGGGAACUGUGUGGGCAAGAGGAACUACCGUUUCUUCUACCUCUUCAUCCUCUCCCUCUCCUUCCUCACUGUAUUCAUAUUCGCCUUCGUCAUCACACACGUCAUCCUGAGAUCCAACCAGACAGGCUUCCUCAGCGCACUCAAAGACAGCCCUGCCAGUGUGCUGGAGGUGCUGGUGUGUUUCUUCUCGGUGUGGUCCAUUCUGGGUCUGUCGGGCUUCCACACCUACCUGAUCAGCUCCAAUCAGACCACCAAUGAGGAUAUUAAAGGCUCGUGGUCGAACAAACGGGCGAAGGACAACUACAAUCCCUACAGCUACGGGAACAUCCUGACCAACUGCUGUGCUGCCCUCUGUGGUCCUCUUCCACCCAGUCUUAUUGACAGAAGAGGCUUGAUCCAGUCAGACACACCCCAGCCUGUGUCACACUCCAACGGAAGCAGCUUGUAUGCCUCCACCCAGCUUCACACUCACAUGUGUGACCAAGAGCACUGCAUUCAGAGCACCAAAUUCGUUUUGCAGGCUGCCGCCACCCCCCUGCUCCAUAGCAACCCCGUCAUGAUUGGUGGAGGGGGACCCCCUUUCCCUGGGAAGAGUUCCUUGGUGGUCCCCUGUGCCUCCCUGGUCCCCAGCCAGCCCUCCCUGCCCUCCAUGCCCGGGCUGAGCUGUGCAGGGGACAUGUUGACUCUGAGGGACCCAGACACCCACUGCCACCACCACCACUUUGCCAGCCCUGAGGAGACUCCCUCGCCCUCUGGCCCUAUGCCUCUGACUUUGCCCUGCGCUGCCCACAUGACCCACGGGGGACACAUCUACCCGGCCCAGCUCUACGACCCUGCCAGCCAGGACUCUCUGCACGAGGACUCUGUCAGGGGCCUGGUCAAACUCAGCUCUGUCUGAGACUGGGCCCCACUGCUAUUU